Molecule: messenger RNA, 1302 nt
Organism: Orbicella faveolata
Lineage: Eukaryota; Metazoa; Cnidaria; Anthozoa; Scleractinia; Merulinidae
Source: RefSeq, a predicted model, not a curated record
UUUACAGGUCACUUUAGCCAGUUGGUCUGGCGGGACUCUAAGGAGGUUGGGAUUGGUACAGCUCAGAGUAAAUCCGGGAACUUCUUUUUGGUGGCUCGCUACAGCCCCCGCGGAAAUAUAGACGGUAAAUUCAAUGACAAUGUCCGGGAUGUCGCAGAACAAUCCUCUGACAAAAGCAGUCAAGGAACUAAGGACAAUAACCAGCCUAACACUACUCCGGGCGAAUCUUCAGACAUACAGUCCAAUGGUAAAGACCAAAACACGGUUUAUUUUAAGGAGUUUAACUUUGAACCGAGUGCCACUGGAUUGGAAAACACGACUACACCAAACCUUCCUCCCCUUCAGCAGGCUAAUGUAGAGUCUGGCACGAAUGAGGGUCCAGCUGUAGAAAGCAUCCAAGAGCCUGAGACAAGCUUCUCAAGUUCAAGACCUGACAUGCACGAGACGGAGAGCAUACAACCUUCGUAUGCGGGAGUUAAUGAAAUGAAGCAAGCUCCAAGUUCUUUCCAAGAAAGUUCAUUAACCGAUCCAGGGCCCAUGAUUAAUAACGGUGACGUAGGCUCUACUGGUUUAAAUGAAAGACCGAGCUUCGCGAAUAGUGAGAUAGAUAAAAAACUAAGUUCAUUAGAGCCAGUGAGUAGUAACACAGAAGGAACACCAUUGUUUGAAGGGUCCAACAUCAAUUCCAUCAAUUUGCGGCCUCAUAAUCUGGGAUCCGAGCAUGGUGAUACAAACGCGAGACCUAGUUAUGCAAGUUCCAGUCCCACUGAGCCAAAUGCGAGACCAGGAAUCGACAGCAAUAGCGCUAAGGAGACUUCAAGUUAUGAACGCCAGGAAGAAAAGGAUGCAAAACUUGACGCUUUUGCAAAAUUACCAAUGAGUGACGAGGUGCCGACGAAGAGCAAUAAACCGCCUGGCCUUACUUAUUUAGCGCCUAUGAAUGAUAAAGUUCCCGUAGAGAAACCAUUACACAGCCCGAUAAAGUUGCCUCCUUCAAUAGCUCUCCUCACACCAAAGCGAGGAAAAGAUUUUCGAGUGGAGAUCCGCUUUCCCAAACUCCGCUACACAGAGCGGAUGCGGAUGCCGGGAAGUUUGGAUUAUGAAGAAGUCAAAAUAAACGUGACUAGGGCAAUUAUCAAACUAUACGAUGAAGAUGACGAAUUUGAAGAAGUGAAACUCAUAUCGCUGAGGUAGGACGGACAUUGAAUAGCAAACAUUUUUACUCAAGCUAAAAUAGAGCCCUCACUUGUGGAUCUCUUUGAUUCAUACAAAGGAAUACAGGAUCGAAAACUUAAGUUGAAU